UAAACAAAAACAAGCAACAAAAAGCGUGAUCAGUGGCAGAAGCAACAACAACAACAACUUUUCGAAGCGAAGAAGCAGAGACAGAAACCGGCCAUCAAAAUGUACAGCGAUCAGCAGCAGUUGGUGUUAGUUAACGGUGGUACGCUCAACAGUAACGACGCUGUCGGCGACGAGCGUCAUUUAAAUCCAACGACGAGACACAAUAAUAGCAACAACAACAAUACCAACAAUCGCAUCCAUAAUAACAAUAGAAGUGCGCUCGUCCCUCCAGUUGGUGAAUUAGUGCAAAACGCGAAUUAUACAAACGGCAAAAGUCAAACGACACAGGCGACAUUAUUUCUCAAUCACAACAACAACAGCGGCAACCGAAAGAACCCGCCAAAUUUGCCAACGUCGACGACACCACAGAACGUUGCAGCAGCCAAAGCAGCCACCGCGUGUGUUUAUACAAAUUGCAAUAGUAACAACAAUUGUAGCAAUUUAAGUUUUUACGCGCAACAACCAACAAAUAACUCCAACAACAACUACUACAACAACAACAGUAGCAGUGACAAUCCAGUCUAUCAACAAGUGCAGCAGUCGGAGCAGUACGAGGAGAAUUUCGACGAAGAUAUGGAGGCCGAACGUGAUCUUGCCGAGGAUGCGCAAUGGAAGAAAAUCCAACAGAACACCUUCACACGUUGGGCCAACGAGCAUCUGAAGACCAUCGAUCGGUCCAUCAACAAUCUGGAAACGGAUCUCUCCGAUGGCCUACGUCUGAUUUGUCUCAUCGAAGUGCUGUCCCAGAAGCGUUUGCCCAAAUACAAUAAACGUCCAACAUUCCGUAGUCAGAAACUGGAGAACGUAUCGGUUGCACUCAAAUUCCUCGAGGAUGAGGGCAUCAAAAUUGUUAAUAUUGACUCUUCGGAUAUUGUCGACUGCAAGCUCAAGCUGAUAUUGGGCCUCAUCUGGACGCUCAUUCUCCACUACUCGAUAUCGAUGCCCAUGUGGGAUGGCGAGGAUGAGAAGCAGUUGAAUGGCUCGGGUCCAACGCCCAAGCAGCGCUUGUUGAAUUGGAUACACGCCAGGAUACCCGAUAUGCCCAUCAAUAACUUCACCAACGACUGGACCACAGGCAAGGCUGUGGGCGCUCUUGUCGAUGCUUGUGCGCCUGGCCUGUGUCCCGACUGGGAAAUGUGGGAUCCCAAGGAUGCUGUGCAGAAUGCCUCCGAGGCAAUGGGUCUGGCCGAUGAUUGGCUUAAUGUGCGUCAACUGAUCAAGCCCGAGGAGCUUGUCAAUCCCAAUGUGGAUGAGCAGUCGAUGAUGACGUACUUGUCGCAAUACCCCAACUCAAAGUUGAAGACCGGCGCCCCAUUGCGUCCCAAGACGAAUCCCAACAGCAUUCCUCCGCCGCGAGUGCGUGCUUAUGGUCCUGGCAUCGAGCCCAUCGGUCCUGUGGUUGGCGCACCUGCCAAUUUCACCGUUGAAACUUUCUCUGCUGGCAAGGGUGUUGUCGAUGUGGACAUCGAGGGACCCAACGGAGAAGUCGAGAAGGCUGAUGUGCGUUUCAACAAUGACAAGAAUCUCACCUACACGAUUUCUUACAUACCCAAGGCCGAGGGUGUGCACAAGGUGACUGUUAAGUAUUCGGGACGUGAUAUUCCCAAGUCGCCGUUCCCCGUUAAGGUCGAGGGACAUGCUGGCGAUGCCUCAAAGGUUAAGGUUACAGGUCCCGGCAUUCAGCCCAGUGGCGUGACCAUCAAGAAGCCCACGUUCUUCGAUAUACUCACCAAGGAUGCGGGUCGCGGUGUGCCCGAGGUGAUCAUCAUCGAUCCAGCCAACCACAAAACAUCUGUGGCGGCUAAGGUUCGUCAGUUGGAGAAUGAUACUUGGCGCUGCGAAUACGUCACCGCACUCCAAGGGCUCCACUCGGUCAAUGUGUUCUAUGCCGGCACUCCCAUCCCGAACAGUCCAUUCCCUGUGAAGGUGGCUCCACUGUCGGAUGCACGCAAGGUGCGCGUCUCUGGACGUGGCCUGCAGGCGACGGGAGUGCGUGUUGGCGACGAUGCGGACUUUAAGAUCCAUACCGAGGGUGCUGGCGAGGGUGUGCCCGAAGUGCGCGUCAUUGGACCCGGUGGCAUGAACCAGAAUGUCAUGCAGUCCAAGGUGGAUGGCAACACGUACGAAUGCCACUAUUAUCCCACUAAGGAGGGUCGCUAUGUGGUCAUGGUUACUUUCAGUGGCCAGGAAGUGCCCAAGUCACCGUUUGAGGUGAAAGUGGGUCCCAAGAAGGAAUCCUCCAUUGUUGCCUACGGUCCAGGUUUGAGCAGCGGUGUCAUUGGUUACCCAGCUGCCUUUGUUGUGGAGACAAAUGGCGAAACGGGCGCAUUGGGCUUCACUGUGGCCGGUCCCUCGCAGGCCGAGAUCGAGUGUCAUGACAAUGGUGAUGGCUCCGCAUUAGUCAAGUAUCAUCCAACUGCUGUGGGCGAAUAUGCUGUGCACAUUCUGUGCGACAACGAGGACAUACCCAAGUCACCAUUCAUUGCCCAAAUACUGCCACGCACUGACUUCCAUCCUGAGCUGGUUAAGGCCAGCGGUCCAGGUCUGGAGAAGAACGGCGUUACUGUCAAUCAACCCACCAGCUUCGAUGUGGACACCAGCAAGGCUGGCAAUGCACCACUCGAUGUGGUUGUUCAAGAUGUGUAUGGCGUUAAGUUGCCUGUGCAGAUCAAGAAUAAUCCCGAUGGCACUAAGAAGGUCAGCUACACCCCAACCUCCGGCGUAGCUCACACUGUGGAAGUCAACUACGGUGGCGUCUCUACGCCCAACUCGCCGCAUCGCAUCUAUGUGGGCGUGCCCGUGGAUGCGGCCAAGGUGCAAGCCUUUGGACCUUGGCUGCAGCCAGGCGUACGUCCCAAUGUGCCUACCCACUUCAAUGUGGAUGCACGCGACGCUGGCGAUGCUGAGCUCAAGGUGAAGGUUGUGCACGAGGACACUAAGCUGGAUGUUCCAUGCCGCAUCAUCGACAACGAGGACAACACCUAUUCGGUCGAAGUCAUUCCACCCAUGAAGGGCGCCUACACCACAACCAUGACAUAUGGCGGUCAACGUGUGCCUCUGGGCCAGAAGGUCGUCGUCGAGCAGACAGUAGAUGUGUCCAAGAUAAAAGUGGACGGUCUCGAGCCCACUGCGCCCCUGAACAGUUUACAGCAGUUUCGCAUCAUUACCCAUGGGCUGCCCAAGGCGGAUUUGGCGGUAACCAUCACCAGCCCAUCGGGCAAUCGCAUUAAGGCGCACAUCAUACCCACAGCCGAAGGAUUUCUUGUGAAUUUUACGCCUACCCAGCUGGGUGAAUAUCUGCUCAGCAUUUGCUUUGGCGGCACACCGAUCACGCCGCGUCCCUUCCGUCUGCAAUGUCUGACGGGCAGCGACUCCAACAAGGUGCAUGCCUUCGGACCAGGAUUGGAGCGUGGCAUUGUUGGCCAGCCGGCAGAGUUUAUGAUUGACACACGUGGCGCAGGUCAAGGCGGCUUGGGCGUCACCGUUGAGGGGCCCUGUGAGGCGGCCAUAAAUUGCCGGGACAACGGCGAUGGCACCUGCAAUGUGGCCUAUCUGCCCACCGAGGCGGGUGAUUAUAGUGUGAACAUUACGUUCAACGAGCGACACAUCAAUGGCUCACCAUUCCAACCGAUAAUUGUGCCCGUGCCGAAUUUGAAGAAUACACGCGUCAGCGGCAUCGGCAUCCAGCCGCAUGGUGUCAUCGUCAAUGCCGCCACCGACUUUAUGGUCGACAUGAGCAAGGUGGGCAGCAAUAUUGAUUCCGGCAAGCUCUCCUGCGCCAUCUUUGAUCCCAAGGGUCAUGUGCUGCCCAGCAAGAUUGUGCAGGGACCCACCGACGACAUCUUCCGCAUCAUGUACUCGCCCUUCGAGGCUGGUCGCCACACCAUCGAAUUGAUGUACGACAAUAUCCCUGUGCCUGGCUCGCCAUUUGUGGUCAACGUGAAGAGUGGAUGCGAUCCGACACGCUGCAAGGCCUAUGGACCUGGCUUGGAGAAGGGUCUGACUAAUCAGAAGAAUAAAUUCACCGUGGAGACCAAGGGCGCCGGCAAUGGCGGCCUCUCGCUGGCCAUUGAGGGACCUUCCGAGGCUAAGAUGACGUGCACUGAUAACCGUGAUGGCAGCUGCGAUGUGGAUUAUCUGGCCACCGAUCCCGGAGAGUAUGAUAUUACCAUUAGGUUUGCUGAUAAGCAUAUUCCCGGCUCACCGUUCCGUGUGCUCGUCGAGGAGACUGUUGAUCCCAGCAAGGUUAAGGUCUAUGGACCGGGCAUUGAGCACGGUCAAGUGCGUGAAGGAGUGCCAACGGUGUUCAAUGUGGAUGUGGGCGAGGCUGGACCUGGUCGCAUUGCCGUCAAAUUGACCAACACCGAGGGUAUCCCCGUUGACAAUCUGAGCGUGGAGGACAAGGGCAAUUGCAUUUAUGCGGUGCACUAUGUGCCACCCAAGGCGGGCUCUGUGCUGACCUGCCAGGUCAAGUUUGCCGACGUCGAGGUGCCAUGCAGUCCAUUUGUGAUGACCGUCUUCCCCAAAUCCGAGGCAACCAAGGUGCGUGUCAAGGGUGUCAAUGAGAAGAAAAAGACGCCCGCUUCGCUGCCCGCUGAAUUUGAGAUUGACACCAAACAAGCUGGCCAGGCUGACAUCAAUGUGGCCAUCAAGAACCCUAAGGGCAAGCCUAUGCAGCCACGUCUCGAGGAAGUAGCCACCGGCACCUAUGUGGUAUCCUUUGUGCCUGACGAGUGUGGCACGUAUCAGUGCAGCAUCAAGUAUGGCGACAAGGAAAUCGAUGGCUCGCCCUUCAAACUCGAAGCAUUCCCCACCGGCGAGGCCAAGAAAUGCAAGCUAGUGGAGCAGGUGCCAAAGAUUCUGCCCUCAGGCAGUCAGUCACACUUGAAAGUCGAUGCUCGUGAAGCUGGCGAUGGUGCUGUAACCUGCAAGAUCACCAACAAGGAAGGCAGCGAAAUUGUUGACAUCGAUGUGAUCGAGAAGGAUGGCUUGUUUGACAUCUUGUAUGCCUUGAAUGAUCCUGGAGAUUAUGACAUCAAUGUGAAGUUCGGUGGCAAGGAUAUACCGAAUGGUAGCUUCUCCAUUAAGGCACGAUCAUGUGAAUUUGCUGCUGUCGAAAGCAUCGAACAAUACUCGCAUAGUGAAUAUAUCGAGGAGCAUACGACCAAAGUGGUUCAACAAACAACGACACAGAGCGAACUUGUCAACGGAAAGUCAGAAGUUACUUAUCGCAGCGUUGCCUUUGAGAAAUUGCCACUACCCACAACAGGCGGAAACGUUACUGCUGAAGUCAGAAUGCCAAGUGGUAAGGUAGAUAAACCCAUUAUUCAGGACAACCGUGAUGGUACCGUCUCUGUGAAAUACGAUCCCCGCGAGGAAGGCUCCCACGAGCUGGUUGUUAAAUACAAUGGCGAACCCGUGCAAGGAUCUCCCUUCAAAUUCCAUGUGGAUUCCAUUACAUCCGGCUAUGUGACCGCCUAUGGCCCAGGUCUGACCCACGGCGUCACUGGCGAGCCUGCCAACUUUACCAUCUCCACCAAGGGAGCCAGCGCCGGUGGCCUCACCAUGGCCGUCGAAGGUCCCAGCAAGGCAGAUAUCAACUACCAUGACAACAAAGACGGCACCGUUUCCGUGCAGUAUCUGCCCACUGCCCCCGGCGAGUACCAGGUGUCGGUUCGCUUUGGCGACAAGCACAUCAAGGGCUCUCCCUACUUUGCCAAGAUCACCGGCGAGGGUCGCAAGCGUAACCAGAUCUCGGUUGGCUCUUGCUCGGAGGUCACCAUGCCCGGCGACAUCACCGACGAUGAUUUGCGCGCCCUGAACGCCUCCAUCCAGGCUCCUAGCGGCCUGGAGGAGCCAUGCUUCCUCAAGCGCAUGCCCACCGGCAACAUUGGCAUUUCGUUUACACCCCGUGAGAUUGGCGAGCAUCUGGUGUCCGUCAAGCGGUUGGGCAAGCACAUCAACAACUCACCCUUCAAGGUGACGGUGUGCGAACGCGAAGUGGGGGAUGCCAAGAAGGUUAAGGUCAGCGGCAAUGGUCUCAAGGAGGGUCAGACCCACGCCGAUAACGUGUUCUCCGUGGAUACACGUAACGCCGGCUUUGGCGGUCUCUCGGUGUCCAUUGAGGGUCCCAGCAAGGCUGAGAUUCAGUGCACCGACAAGGAUGAUGGCACACUCAACAUCUCGUACAAGCCCACCGAGCCUGGUUACUAUAUUGUCAACCUGAAGUUCGCCGAUCACCACGUCGAGGGUUCGCCCUUCACUGUGAAGGUCGCUGGCGAGGGCAGCAACCGCAAGCGUGAGAAGAUUCAGCGUGAGCGCGACGCUGUGCCCAUCACUGAGAUUGGCAGCCAGUGCAAGCUGACUUUCAAGAUGCCCGGCAUUACUUCGUUCGAUCUGGCCGCCUGCGUCACCUCGCCCAGCAAUGUGACCGAGGAUGCAGAGAUUCAAGAGGUCGAGGACGGUCUCUACUCGGUGCACUUUGUGCCCAAGGAGUUGGGUGUGCACACUGUCUCGGUGCGCUACUCGGAGAUGCACAUACCCGGCUCACCCUUCCAGUUCACAGUGGGUCCACUGCGUGAUUCGGGCAGCCAUUUGGUCAAGGCUGGCGGCUCUGGUCUGGAGCGUGGCAUUGUCGGCGAGGCUGCCGAGUUCAAUGUGUGGACCCGUGAGGCAGGCGGCGGUUCCCUUGCCAUUUCGGUUGAGGGUCCCAGCAAGGCCGAUAUUGAGUUCAAGGAUCGCAAGGACGGCAGCUGUGAUGUGUCCUACAAAGUGAGCGAGCCCGGAGAGUAUCGCGUGGGCCUGAAGUUCAACGAUCGCCACAUCCCCGACUCGCCAUUCAAGGUCUACAUCUCGCCCGAUGCUGGAGAUGCCCAUAAACUGGAGGUGCAACAAUUCCCACAGGGCAACAUUCAGGCCGAUGCGCCUUAUCAGUUCAUGGUGCGCAAGAACGGCGCCAAGGGUGAGCUGGAUGCCAAGAUUGUGGCACCCUCGGGCACCGAUGAUGAUUGUUUCAUCCAAGUGAUCGACGGUGAAAUGUAUUCGGUGCGUUUCUAUCCACGUGAGAAUGGCAUUCAUGCCAUCCACGUCAAGUUCAACGGCGUCCACAUACCCGAUUCACCAUUCAGAAUCAAGGUGGGCAAGGAUGUCGCUGAUCCAGCGGCUGUGCAUGCCAGCGGCAAUGGCUUGGACGAUGUGAAGACUGGACACAAGGCCGAUUUCAUUAUCAACACCUGCAAUGCAGGCGUUGGCACAUUGGCUGUCUCCAUUGAUGGCCCCUCCAAGGUGGCCAUGGAUUGCACAGAGGUCGAGGAGGGUUACAAGGUGCGCUACACACCCCUGCUGCCUGGCGAGCAUUACAUCACCGUCAAAUACAACAACAUGCACAUUGUGGGCUCACCAUUCAAGGUGCAUGCCACCGGCGACAAGCUGGCCGAUGAGGGUGCCCAGGAGACAUCCACGGUGAUUGUGGAGACCGUGCAGAAGGUUGCCAAGGGUGGCAAGAACACCGGUGUUCAUCUGCCCAACUUCAAAUCCGAUGCCACCAAGGUGGUGUCCAAGGGCAUGGGUCUGAAGAAGGCCUACAUGGGCAAGCAGAAUCAGUUCAGCAUCUGUGCCACAGAUGCGGGCAACAACAUCCUCUACGUAGGCAUGCAUGGACCCAAAGGACCCUGCGAGGAGCUCCACGUGAAGCAUGCUGGGCACAACAACUACAAUGUGCAGUAUCUGGUGCGCGAUCGUGGCCAGUACGUGCUCCUAAUCAAAUGGGGCGAAGAGCAUAUACCCGGCUCCCCAUUCCAGAUCGAUGUCUAGGCUAAUGCCAAACAAUCAUAUAUACACAAUAUUUCAAUUCACAUGCAUACAAUAAUACUAUAUGUAGAUUCAUAACAGCCCCACGCCCUCCGAAUAUGAAUAUGAGCGCAGCAAUAUUUGUGAACCCAUCCGUUCGGUUCACAAUCGCCGUCGUCGUCAUCGUCCAGUCAGUUCCAAGGGUCAAAUUAUUUGUGUGUUUUGCUUCAUGAUUGUCUUUGUUUUUAAUUUUAAUUCUUUGACUAUCAUUAUUAUAAGUGAUUAUUAUUUUUUGUUAUAUGUACAUACAUAAAAAAGGAAAGAAAAGAAAACGUGUUUUUUCGACUUGAAAAAGUUUGUGCGCCAUUUUCACAUAUUCAUUGAUUUGUUUUUGUGUGAAUACUUAAAUUAAAUUUUAAACGAAAAAAUUACAAAAACCAUUAUCAACAACUAAAGAAAGUCAAUUAAUUUUCAUGAUCAAGAUUACAACAACAAAUGUUGAAAUGCGAAUAAAUCUCUUACAAACAAUUAUUUAAUAGUUAAGCAAAUACAAACAUUUAUGAAUGAUGAUUAUUAUGAUUAUGACGUAUUAUGUUUUUUAUUAUCACUAUCGACAUGUAAUUUACGUAAACUCAAAUAAAUAAAUUAAAAUGAAAACUUA
This is a messenger RNA of Drosophila sulfurigaster albostrigata, 8488 nucleotides long. RefSeq names its product filamin-A (gene cher). The transcript is spliced from 19 exons. Gene Ontology annotation, biological process: actin cytoskeleton organization. Gene Ontology annotation, molecular function: actin filament binding. Bases 100 to 7851 code for a protein of 2583 amino acids. The record is from RefSeq and is a predicted model, not a curated record. NCBI's taxonomy places the organism in Eukaryota, Metazoa, Arthropoda, Insecta, Diptera, Drosophilidae.